CACGCUGACGAGUACCCGCAAGCUUCGGCAGGGAGGGGAGCGCGCAGCACGCGCCCGGCGCGCGAGCGCAGCGAGUGACCAGCAGGCGCACGUGAGAGCGCAGAAGGGAGGGCGCGAGCGCCAGUCGGCAGCACCUUGGUGUUUGGGCUCGCGCUUCACUUUGUUUUUUUUAUUGAAGUCGCGGCACAAGGUGCGAGGACGAGGAGGAAGGGCAGGCAGGCAGGCAGGCAGGCAGGCAGGCAGGCAGGACGGACCGGGGUUCGAGUGGCGACACCAUGGCUCAGACCAUCUGCACCAGGUUCACGGACGAGUACCAGCUGCUGGAGGAGCUCGGCAAGGGGGCGUUCUCUGUGGUGAGACGAUGUGUGAAGAUCUCCUCUGGACAGGAGUAUGCUGCUAAAAUCAUCAACACUAAAAAGCUCUCUGCCAGGGACCACCAGAAGCUGGAGCGAGAAGCCCGGAUCUGCCGCUUGCUGAAGCACUCAAACAUUGUUAGGCUCCAUGACAGUAUUUCUGAGGAGAGCUUUCACUACCUCGUCUUUGAUUUGGUGACGGGAGGAGAACUCUUCGAGGACAUCGUGGCUAGAGAGUACUACAGCGAAGCCGAUGCCAGUCAUUGCAUCCAGCAGAUCCUAGAGGCUGUGCUCCACUGCCACCAGAUGGGUGUGGUCCACCGGGACCUGAAGCCGGAGAACCUCCUGUUGGCCAGCAAACUGAAGGGAGCGGCAGUGAAGUUGGCCGACUUUGGUCUGGCCAUUGAGGUCCAGGGAGAGCAGCAGGCCUGGUUUGGAUUCGCUGGGACUCCAGGUUACCUGUCCCCUGAGGUGCUCAGGAAGGAUGCUUACGGGAAGCCUGUGGACAUGUGGGCUUGUGGCGUGAUCCUAUACAUUCUGCUGGUGGGAUACCCCCCCUUUUGGGACGAGGAUCAGCACCGCCUAUACCAACAGAUCAAAGCCGGCGCAUACGAUUUUCCCUCCCCCGAGUGGGACACGGUGACCCCCGAGGCCAAGGACCUUAUCAACAAGAUGUUGACCAUCAACCCGUCGAAGCGCAUCACUGCCACCGAGGCCCUCAAGCACCCCUGGAUCUGCCAACGCUCUACUGUGGCCUCAAUGAUGCACCGUCAGGAGACCGUGGAGUGCCUGAAGAAGUUCAACGCACGCAGGAAGCUCAAGGGCGCCAUUCUCACAACCCUACUGGUGACGAGAAACUUCUCAGCAGCCAAGAGUUUGUUGAACAAGAAGCCUGACAGCAUCAAGGUAUCCUCAGUCUGCUGUGUUGGAGGUUCUGGGAUGUUCUGGAAGGUGAACAACAAAGCCAACAUACUAAUGAGCCCCAAAGAGACGGCACCCCCUCCUGCCCUGGUACACAGCCCAGCAUGGCCUGGCACGGUCCACCUCGGCCCGGCACGGCAGAACCAAGCACGGCCGCCAGCUUCCCCUUCACAUUUCUUUCUGCCUCUGGAGUCCUCAGAGAGUGCCAAUACCACCAUGGAAGAUGAAGAUUUUAAAGCUCGCAAGCAGGAGAUCAUCAAAGUGACAGAGCUGCUGAUUGAGGCCAUCAACAAUGGGGACUUCGAGGCUUACAUGAAGAUGUGUGAUCACAGCCUUACGUCUUUCGAACCCGAGGCGCUGGGCAAUCUGGUGGAAGGACACGACUUCCAUCGUUUUUACUUUGAGAAUGCUCUGUCAAAGGGCAACAGGCCAGUGCAUACCAUCCUGCUGAACCCCCAUGUGCACCUGAUUGGUGAGGACGCUGCCUGCAUCGCCUACGUCCGCCUCACUCAGUACAUGGAUGGCAACGGCAUGCCGCGCACCAUGCAGUCCGAGGAGACACGCGUGUGGCGUCGCCGUGAUGGAAAGUGGCACAGCCUCCAUUUUCACCGCUCAGGCACGCCUAUGGUGCCUUCCCAUUAUCAUUCUUAGAAGUGUGGAGACCAGAUCUGGACACGGGAAUGCCAAUCCGCCACGCUUAUCGCUCUGUUCUACUCCAGUCAGAUAUCCGGGGUGGUACCCUUCACUACUGCGUUGCUGCAACAGCGGAGUACAGAAGACAUAUUUCACAUUUAUUUUCUAGUUUUUCUUUUAGUUCAGUCUUGCUGUUGUACAGAUGUUAAGUACCAGGAAUUUGGAAUGUGCUUUAGUGAUAUUACGUGCUUAUCUGCUUGUUCGAAGAAUGUCCUGUCACCGUAGGAGCCCCUGGCACAUGCAGCAGCCUUUCCUGGGGUCCCCAGGUGUGAUACCAAGUGACAUUCUUCCCAGAAUCUGCUUCAGUUUUUACGUUUUUAAAAGUCAGUUUCCGCUUUAUCUGAGAAAAGGACAUUUUAAGCUGCUUGCUUGUCCUGGUGACCCCUCGUGACUGAAGUCGGAUGCUUUUGUAGCUUGUCAUGGUUUUCAGUAAUUUUUAUGAAACAUUAAGUUGACAUCAAAUGUUCCUGAAGUUUAAGAAACGCAUCUUUCUCUAUAUUGUACAUAAGUGCUCGUACGGACAGCUGCAGCAGACUGCAUGUAACACAUGUAGGUGACGUGCGUAUGCACACACGCAGUUCUGUACAGCCAUCUUCCUUGUUUUGAUUAUUGCUUGAAUUUUCUACGUGUAUUUCUGUGUGUCUUUCUUAGUUCCACACUUUGAUCAUCUUAUAGGAGAACUAAACUGAGAAAUCAGUGAGAGGAAGCGGGGUAAAGAACCAGUGUGAGGAAUGCCCUGUCUUCCUCGCUCCAGUACUUUAGGCACAGUAUCCUCACUGUUGUGAUGCCGUUCAGAUCUGGUGUGUUUAACUGCUCCCUUUGGCCUGAGGUCUGUCCCUCCAGCUUUUUUUUUCGUCUCUUAAUUCAAGGCAAUGCAUUUAAUUACUAUUUCUCAUGUUUUAUAUCAGAGAAGUAAAAGGGAGUAAUAAUAGUAAAUGUUACUGAUUGUACUGAGCCACAUCAAGGCAGCAGGUAACUGUGAAUUUGUAUGUAAAUUGGAUAUGUAGAAAUGGUGUGUGUGUGUGUGUGUGUGUGUGUGUGUGUGUGUGUGUGUGUGUGUGUGUUCGUUCCUACAUGAAGGCCAGUUGGGUCGGGGUGUAAAUGAGUCUUCCAUUUGGGUCUCAGAUGCUCAAGAACCUGCUUUUGCAUCAACGCCAACAUUUUGGACACACGGUUUAUGGGGUCCUCAAAUGUUACUCGAUUUUUAACAUGUUUUACUCCAGAGCAGGAAGAUUCAGUGACAAAGGGACACACUGGUACUGUACUUCCCAUGAGCCUCUGCUGGCAUGUUGAAGAAACAAAAAUAAACUGUC
Scleropages formosus (Asian bonytongue) is the source of this 3280-nucleotide messenger RNA. RefSeq names its product calcium/calmodulin-dependent protein kinase (CaM kinase) II delta 2 (gene camk2d2). NCBI's taxonomy places the organism in Eukaryota, Metazoa, Chordata, Actinopteri, Osteoglossiformes, Osteoglossidae. Bases 276 to 1925 code for a protein of 549 amino acids. The record is from RefSeq and is a predicted model, not a curated record. The transcript is spliced from 20 exons. Gene Ontology annotation, biological process: protein phosphorylation. Gene Ontology annotation, molecular function: ATP binding; calcium/calmodulin-dependent protein kinase activity; calmodulin binding.